Solea solea (common sole) is the source of this 654-nucleotide messenger RNA. RefSeq names its product atrophin-1-like. The annotation marks the transcript as partial. Lineage: Eukaryota; Metazoa; Chordata; Actinopteri; Pleuronectiformes; Soleidae. The transcript has 2 exons. The record is from RefSeq and is a predicted model, not a curated record.
CCUUCAGCCGCAGUACGUACCAGCAUCUGGAACACUCCAGGUCCAGUCACCUGCCGCAUACGCAGCGCCGAUCCGAACCCGUCCCCGCGCCCCCGCGGUUCUCCACUGGACUGGGCUAAAGCUGAUGCUGCAGCGUCGCCAUCACCCACUCCCGUGAACCCACCCGAGCUCCAGAUGGACUCCCCCAUCACGCACCACAUUAACGGCAAUGGCAGCAACGGCACUGGCACCUUGUUGUUCCCGAACCUCCCCGCCCCGGAGCUCCAGAGCGCCGACGGCGGCUCCUCCUCUCCCUCCCUCUCCGACUUCGGCACUCCGUGGUCGGUCCAGACCAGCUCCUCUCCCCCGCCCCCCGCUCCCAGCUCCAUCCACGCCAUCAACCACCACAUGCCCGUCACCACGGACUCUGACAGCGGCUUCUAUCCUCCAGGCCUCCCCUCCUCCUCCUCCAUCAACCCGGCCUUCUUCCACAGUUUCUCCGCGGUGUCUGCUAAUCCCUGCGCCGGGAUUAACGUGGUGCAGCAGCAUCAUCAUCAUCAUCAGCAGCAGCAGCACAGCAGCAGAACCGCAGGUCUCCAGUCAGUCCGCAGAUUCACCCACAGCAUCAGGGCGCGUUUCUGCAGCAGAGGAACAACUACAACCAACACCAGGUGA